GGCCCCGAUACUGGAGGGGAAAAAGAAAGAAAGUGGGCGCUCGGAAAAUUACAAGCGUCUGCAGGGAUGAUGAAAUAGAGAGACGAGCGGCCGAGCGCUGUGGGAGAGUUCAGCAAAGCCCUAGAGGCAUUCGGAGAAGGGGGGGACUGAGAAAGUGAGAGCGAGAGAGAGACAGAGAGAGACAGAGAGAGGGAGAGAAAGAGCAAAGGGGCGUGUCUCAGACUGAAGCUGUAGCGCUUCCUCUUUUGUAAUGCAACUGCAAAACUUCAGCUCAGGCUUGCAGGACGUAGAGCUGACAGAAAGAGAAGGAAAGUGAGGACGAGACAGAAAGAGAGAGACAGUUAGAGAGAGAGCGAGAAGUGAGAGAAAGAGAAAGAGAGAGAGAGAGAAAUAAUUAGAAACCUAUAGACUAGUGCAUCACUCAACGGUGAAGGCAGUGUUGCUCAGGUACGUUUUACAGUUCGGCUCUUUUGCAGUGUAGUAGAGAGAGAGAGAGAGAGAGAGAGAGAGAGAGAGAGAGAGAGAGAGAGAGGAAGCAAGAAAGAGAAAGAAGCCUAAAGGCAUAUCGUUGAAGACAAAAUUGCCCAGUAGACUCGUACUCGUCGUGAUGGGGAAGCAGAACAGUAAGCUCCGUCCUGAGGUGAUGCAGGAUCUGGUUGAGAGCACUGAGUUUACGGAGGCGGAGAUCCAGGAGUGGUAUAAAGGCUUCCUGCGGGACUGUCCCAGCGGAGCCCUCACCAUGGAGGAGUUCAAGAAGAUCUACGGGAACUUCUUCCCCUACGGAGACGCCUCCAAGUUUGCCGAGCACGUCUUCCGCACCUUCGACGCCAACGGCGACGGCACCAUCGACUUCCGGGAGUUCAUCAUCGCCCUCAGCAUCACCUCCCGCGGCCGGCUGGACCAGAAACUGAAGUGGGCCUUCAGCAUGUACGACCUGGACGGAAACGGCUACAUCAGCAAGGCCGAAAUGCUGGAGAUCGUACAGGCCAUCUACAAGAUGGUGUCCUCAGUGAUGAAGAUGCCGGAGGACGAGUCCACGCCUGAGAAACGCACAGAGAAGAUCUUCCGCCAGAUGGACACAAAUCGUGACGGUAAGCUGUCUCUGGAGGAGUUUGUCGAAGGAGCGAAGAAUGACCCGUCCAUCGUGCGGCUCCUGCAGUGUGACCCCAGCAGCGCGGGACAGUAAAGCCGGAAGGCGCCCCCUGCUGUUCCAAACGUAUUAAUGCAGGUCCUCUCCUAUUAACUUAAAUACAGAUCAGAUUCCCAGAGGAAACAUGUUGGUGGGAUCCUCCUGGAGAGCAGGCGAGGGGCUUUCUGCCCAGAGAAGCAUGUACACACAUCACUCAUCACUCACCCCCACCCCUACCCCCGCCCCCCACACACAUUCACCCGUCACUCCGGCCCCCCAAGACACUGACCCGCGGCUGUGUGUGUGUAUAUGCAUCUCUUCGUCUCUGGGACUUUUUUAAAGAGGAAAUGAGCACUGUGAGGCUGUGAGGCUGCGAGGCUGCGAGGCUGUGCUCGAUGAGUUUGUCCAGUGUGAGUGGACAGAAGCCAUUUAGACGGACUGGUGUUGUCUAAUGUCGGAAUAACGACUGAACAGGUAUGGAAAAUAAUCACCAAAAGCCCCAAAUUUUACCACCCAAAAAAACUAAUUUGAUUUAUUUCAGCGAUCAUGAAGUGCAAUCAUCGCAAUUCUCUCUGCAAUUUCUCUGAAAUUCAGAACUUCCCCACCUAAUAACAUUUCACUAACAUUUUUAAUAUGAGUAAAAUGAGUGAAAUGCUCAAACUAAGGCUGGGCCGUCUUUGCCCAGAUGACUUUUUUACUUGAAGUUUUUUGUGACAUUAAAUAUAAUUUAAUAAGAGCUAGGAGCAGAUUUGGUUAGAUGAGUCCAGUGUAACGGUGCUCCAUUCAGGAGUAUCACAGAAAUAAAACAUGUACCAAAAUUAGGCUACACGACUCUGAGGAUACGUCAGAAACUCGUUUUAUACUGUUAAAAGCACUUCUUCACACUUGAUUCACGAGAUUUAGCAGUAAUAUUGGGAUCAUUCCACACCAGUUCAUCCAGGGCCUGGCAGAUCACAUCAUGGACUUCCAAAAAAAUUCAAGAAAAUUUUUUAAUUUCGUUUGCACAACCAUGCCAAAUUUUAAAGAUGUGCUUCGAAUAUUUUUUUAGUUAUGUUUUUUUAAA
Messenger RNA from Colossoma macropomum (tambaqui), 2192 nucleotides. RefSeq names its product neurocalcin delta b (gene ncaldb). Lineage: Eukaryota; Metazoa; Chordata; Actinopteri; Characiformes; Serrasalmidae. Gene Ontology annotation, biological process: calcium-mediated signaling. Gene Ontology annotation, cellular component: cytosol. Gene Ontology annotation, molecular function: calcium ion binding; tubulin binding; actin binding. The transcript has 4 exons. Bases 608 to 1186 code for a protein of 192 amino acids. The record is from RefSeq and is a predicted model, not a curated record.